GUUCCAGUAAGUGCCAAUGGUCGAAAUCAAUGGAAUGAAGAUAGUACAGACCAGAGCUAUUCUCAACGACAUUGCCACCAAAUAUGACCUCUGAGGGAAAGACAUAAAGGAGAGAGCCCUGACAGAUAUGUACACAGAAGGUAUGGCAGAUUUGAAUGAAAUGAUCCUCGUUUUGCCUCUGUGUCCACCUGAUCAGAAAGAGGCCAAGAUUGCCCAGAUCAAAGAGAAAGUAACAGAUCGUUAUCUCCCCGUGUUUGAAAAAGUGUUAAAGAGCCACGGACAAGACUACCUUGUUGGCAACAGGCUGAGCAGGGCUGACAUUCACCUGGUUGAACUUCUGUACUAUGUGGAAGAGCUUGACCCCAGCCUUAUGGCCAACUUCCCUCUGCUGAAGGCCCUGAAGACCAGAAUCAGCAAUCUCCCUCCCGUGAAGAAGUUUCUGCAGCCUGGCAGCCAGAGGAAGCCUCCUAUCAGUGAGGAAGAUUUAGAAAAAGCAAGGAAGAUUUUCAGGAUUAAAUGAAGCGGGCAUGGAUGGCCACCACUUGCAUCUGGGGCUUCCAACAAUGAUGUGCGUUACCUGAUGUAAGAUGCUGAUGAUUGUGAGGCUAGUAAAGUUUUCAAAAGUAUAUAAUUUCAUCUACUAUGAAGAUUUGCAAAGCAAUUUAUUUUGUUUUUACCAAAUAUCAAAUCAUGAUCAGCCCCUAGGACAUCUCUUGGACUUAAAAAUAAAUAAAGGGAGAAAAAAAUUUAA
Acinonyx jubatus (cheetah) is the source of this 751-nucleotide messenger RNA. RefSeq names its product glutathione S-transferase A2-like. The coding region runs from base 128 to 520 and encodes 130 amino acids. Gene Ontology annotation, cellular component: cytosol; extracellular exosome. The record is from RefSeq and is a predicted model, not a curated record. Gene Ontology annotation, molecular function: glutathione transferase activity. The transcript has 4 exons. Lineage: Eukaryota; Metazoa; Chordata; Mammalia; Carnivora; Felidae. Gene Ontology annotation, biological process: xenobiotic metabolic process; glutathione metabolic process.